Xyrauchen texanus (razorback sucker) is the source of this 3573-nucleotide messenger RNA. Its product is annotated as exportin-T. Gene Ontology annotation, cellular component: cytoplasm; nuclear matrix; nuclear pore. Gene Ontology annotation, molecular function: tRNA binding; small GTPase binding. The record is from RefSeq and is a predicted model, not a curated record. Lineage: Eukaryota; Metazoa; Chordata; Actinopteri; Cypriniformes; Catostomidae. Bases 158 to 3073 code for a protein of 971 amino acids. Gene Ontology annotation, biological process: tRNA re-export from nucleus. The transcript has 25 exons.
AGUACAUCCGCUCGCCCCACACGCCGCUGUUGAAUGUGUUUCAUGCGCAUUGAGUGACUGAAGCGGGCGAAUGAUGAUGGAGCGGUAAAUUUCAUGAUGUGCUUGUCCUGUGCCGGGGUUUGGAAUAAACACAUAGUGGACAGCAGCUAACACACAUAUGGCCUGCGAGUCGGCGUUACCUGCCAUCAUGGACGAGCAGGCCCUCAUGGGACUGAACCCCAAUGCUGAUGCCCGCUACAGGCAGAGGGCGCUGGCAUAUUUUGAGCAAUUGAAGGAGUCUCUGGACGGAUGGGAGGUUUGUGCUGAAGCUCUUUCUAAAGGUGUUUACAGAGACGAUCAUGUGAAGUUUUUCUGCUUUCAAGUCCUUGAACACCAGAUCAAGUUCAGACACGGGUCGCUCACUGCAGCUCAACAGCAGCUGAUCAGAGAGACUCUGAUGAAAUGGCUUCAGGGUCAGUUGAUGAAUGUGCAGCCAGAGAUGCCGUUUAUCAGGAAUAAAGCGGCACAGGUUUUUGCCCUGACGUUUGUAACAGAGUAUCUGACACUCUGGCCCAAAUUCUUCUUUGAUAUUCUCGCUCUGGUGGGGGUUAACCCAAACGGCAUUGACAUUUACCUGAGGACGCUGAUGGCCAUCGAUGCUGAGGUGGUGGACAGAGACAUCUUGCACAGCCCUGAGGAGACUCGCAGAAACACACUGAUUAAAGACGCUAUGCGUGAGCAGUGCAUCCCAGCGCUGGUCGAGUCUUGGUUCCAGAUUAUGCAGACGUAUCAGCACACACACAGCGAGCUGACCUGUCAGUGUCUGGAGGUGGUGGGUGCGUACGUGUCCUGGAUCGACCUCAAUCUCAUCGCCAAUGACAGGUUUGUGAAUUUGUUGCUCAGUCACAUGUCUAUGGAAGAGCUGAGGGAGGAGGCGUGUGAUUGUCUGUUUGAGAUCGUCAAUAAGGGAAUGGACCCUGUGGAUAAAACCAAACUGGUGGAGUCUUUGAGUCGGGUGCUUCAGUCUGCAGGAUUCUUCAAUGUUGAGCAGGAGGAGGAUGUGGAUUUUCUGGCAAAGUUCUCUCGGCUGGUUAACGGGAUGGGUCAAUCAUUGGUGCUGAGCUGGACUAAACUCUGUAAGACGGGGGAUGGGAAGGUGUCCGCGGAAACACUGCGUGCUCUGGAGGCGAAAGUCCCCCUCAUGCUAAAGCUCUUAAUUCACGAAGACGAUGAUAUUUCUGCAAACAUCGUGGGCUUCUGUUACGACUACCUGCAUGUGCUUAAACAGCUUCCGGUCCUCACUGAUCAGCAGAAAAGUAAUGUGGAGGCGAUCAUGCUCGCUGUGAUCAACAAGCUCAAGUAUGAUGACGAGUAUAACUUUGAGAACGAGGGUGAAGAUGAGGCCAUGUUUGUUGAAUACAGGAAGCAGUUAAAGAUGUUGUUGGACCGAUUAGCUCAAGUUUCUCCUGAGCUUUUACUGGAGUCUGUGCACCGAGUCUUCAACAGCACCAUGCAGAACUGGCAGACGGUGCAGUUCAUGGAGGUGGAGGUGGCCAUCAGGCUGCUGUAUAUGUUAGGUGAAGCUCUGCCUGCGUCUCACGGGGCUCAUUUCUCUGGAGACGAGACUAAAGCUAGCACACUGCAGGCCAUGAUGAGAACGCUCAUCUCCUGCAACGUGAGCGAAUAUCAGCAUUCAUCAGUCAGUCUGGAGUUCUUUGAAACCGUCGUCCGCUACGAUAAAUUCUUCCUUGUGGAGCCGCAGCACAUUCCCAAUGUCUUAAUGGCGUUUUUGGAUCAUCGUGGUCUGAGACACAGGAGUCCUAAAGUGCGCAGUCGAGUGGCUUACCUGUUCUCACGCUUCAUCAAAACCCUGCAUAAACACAUGAAUGCAUUUAUCGAGGACAUACUGAGCAGAAUACAGGACCUGUUGGAGCUCGCACCCCCGGAGAAUGGGUUUCCAGCGCUGUUGAGCAGUGACGAUCAGCUGUUCAUGUUUGAGACGGCCGGUGUGCUGAUUGUAAACGGAGAGUCUCCGGCCGAGCGUAAACAGGCUCUGAUGCGCAGUCUCCUCACACCACUGAUGGAGGCGUUCCGCAUGCUGCUCGCAAAACUGCCUCAGGAAGCUACCGAAGAGAGGCAGACAGUGCUGUCCGACUGUCUGAGUCACGCUGUGGGCUUUGCCAGUCGCACCAGUAAGGCGUUCAGUAACAAGCAAACGGUGAGGCAGUGCGGCUGCUCCGAGGUGUAUCUGGACUGUCUGCAGACGUUCCUGCCUGCACUUAGCUGUCCUGUUCAGCGAGGGCAGCUGCGCAGUGCCGUGCGUUCAUUCCUGCACCGUAUGAUCAUCUGUCUGGAAGAAGAGGUGCUUCCCUUCAUCCCUGCGGCAUCACAGCACAUGCUGAAAGACUGUGAACCCAGAGACCUGCAGGAGUUCAUCCCCCUCAUCAGUCAGAUCACAGCCAAGUUUAAGAACCAGGUGUCUCCGUUCCUGCAGGAAGUCUUCAUGCCGCUGGUGAUGGCAAUAUUUGAGGUGCUUUCUCGUCCAGCGGAGGAGAACGAUCAGACGGCAGCGUUAGAGAAACAGAUGUUGAGAAGAAGCUACUUCAGUUUCAUUCAGAUGAUCGCUAGCAGUGGCAUGAACGAGGUCAUGGCUAGUCAAGGAGCCGGAAACAUUGAACGUGUGCUGUUCACCAUCAUCCAGGGAGCUGUGGACUUCCCCGACCCCGUCGCUCAGAAAACCUGCUUCAUCAUCCUCUCCAGAUUAGUGGAGCUGUGGGGUGGUAAAGACGGUCUGGUGGGAUUUCCUGAUUUCAUCUAUAAACACAUCAUCCCAGCAUGUUUCAUGGCCCCUCUAAAGCCGACCUUUGACCUUUCUGAUGCUCAGACUGUCUUGACUCUAUCGGAGUGCACGCUCACACUGCAUAUGAUUCAUCUCAAAAGAGGGCCGGAGUGUAUUCAGUUCCUACAGGAGUAUCUGCCCUCACUGCAGGUGUCACCUGAAAUUACACAGGAAGUCUGUCAGGUGCUCCAGCAACCAGACCUUAAAGUUCUGAAGAACUACAUGAAGGCUUUCUUCCAACAGGCAAAACUUUAAAACUGGAAUUGUCACGUGGAGCGUUUCAAAGCCACUUACCGACCACCAUAAUGACGGAGCUUUAGCAUAGAAGCUACUUCAGCACUUAAAGAGAAGCAUCACCACACCCAUCCUGUCUGCGGACGGGACUUGUACCCCAAACAUGGGUCACGUGACCACGCCCCCACAGCAGCCUUGGCUUAAUCAGAGUAGUGCUCUCCACGGGGACGUAGCCAUCUGGACGGGUGAGAUUGUCUGCGAUUGGUCAAGACCGAGCCGAUGGCAUACUGUAGGUGGGGUUUGUGAGGGUGGGAGGGGCUUCAGUUCUGGACAGAGUUUAAAGGGAAAAAUCAAAAGUUUAAUGUUUUCCUGUUGAAAUUGGCAGCAAAUGUUUUGGUUAUUGUUUGGAAAUAUGACCCAAAUGUUACAGAAAAAUCUCUUUGGAUAUGAAAUGGUAAUUAGAAUUAAUUUAAUGAAAGGUUUAUAUAUAUAUACUUUUUUUUUUUUUUUUGAGAAAUCAG